AUGUCUACACACACCAGGUUCUCAACCUUCCCACCCACCCCCGGGGGUGAUGACGGCGAUAUCGGCAGGCCAGAAAGCGACAGCCCGUCCUCCAAGCUGAUGCUGGAGCCGUAUUCCCCGCCCUUCGUGGUGGAGACGCCCACGUCACCGUCCUCGGCCUUCGCUCUGUCGCGGUUUGAGUUUGAGACGGGCAGGGGAAACGAGGGCACCAAGAUCCUGAUGGACGACGGCCACGACUGGGCCGGUUGGGAGGUCACGUGGGACGGCAAGACGGACGCCAAUGCAGUGCCCGCCCGAAGAAGCACCGGCGGCACUGACGGCGAGGAUGGCACGACGCUGCGGGUGUACUUUCUGCUGCCGCCUGGCCAGCACAUCCCGCCGCUGGUGAGCAUUCGCCAGCGCGUGGGCCGCGUGGGGGGUGAUACCGCAGCAGUCCUGUGGACCAAGCCCAUGCCGGCUAUCUUUCCGGCCAGCAGCAGCACGACGACCGGACAGCGAGGCGUGCUGCAUACGAUAUGGGCGCAGCAGCGACUGGCCGACCUGGCCGCCGAGAUUGCGGCCGAGAUGCAGGCCAACAGCGAGAGUGUCGGCCUGCAGAUCGCCAUCCAGGAGCACGCGUGGAUCACAGAGCACUUUGGCAAUAGCAACGACGCAACGCCGGCUGCAGCUGCAGCAGCAGCGCGAUCACCAUCCGAAUCGGAACCGGAAACGGACACAGACACAGAAGCAGCUGCCGCUUCGUUCUCGCCACACCCUCCAUCCGGAAAUACGAGCAAGCUCGGCGAGAAGCUCAGAGGCCUGCGGCUGGCGACGUCACCGGCCGACCUCGAGGCCGCGUCACGAGCUGACCUCCCGGGAGCAAGCAAAGGAUCCGCCAGUACCACCCUCUGGACCCACGUUCACGCCACGCAGCAGACAAGGUCGCAGCCGCAGCAACAGCAGCAGCAACAGCACACGGCCCCGUCACACGUCUACUCCCUCGAUGCUGUUCUGCAGGGCGGCCGCAUCCAGGCAACCGACACGGCAGAUGCGGACGGCGAGGAUGAGCUGUUUGCCCUGCCUAUGAGUCCGCGCAGUCCGGACAUGGUGAAGAGCCCGUUCAGCGUGCUGUAG
This is a messenger RNA of Grosmannia clavigera kw1407, 1113 nucleotides long. RefSeq lists its product as uncharacterized. The transcript is spliced from 3 exons. The coding region runs from base 1 to 1113 and encodes 370 amino acids. The record is from RefSeq and is a predicted model, not a curated record. NCBI's taxonomy places the organism in Eukaryota, Fungi, Ascomycota, Sordariomycetes, Ophiostomatales, Ophiostomataceae.